UGCAACUAGUACGACCGAAAGUCUCCGGGAUGUGGACCGCCUGGUGCAAGGUAUGAGUGAGAUCAACCAGAAACUGCAUACGGACCUUGUUCGGUACCUUCUAGUCUACUUCCAAGUAUUACUAUUAAUGUGAUACCCGCCUUAUUUUUCUACCGACCCACAACCACUGUAAAUUCGAUGUAAUAUUCGUGUCUCUAAUACCCAUACGACCCUGUUUGAAGUUGCUCCUCUUCAGCUACAAUCUAGGCAACCUCCUACUUCGCGAGCAUCUUCACGUAAAACCUGCUGAUAUUUUGCAGUUCCUUGUUGCUUCAGGCCGUCCGCUAAUCACUCCCGGACGACGUCCUUGCACUCUACCGCUGGCGUUAAUGACAAGGAGGAUGAAUGUAAAAAUAUGACACCGCAUCAACCUGCAUCCAGCGGCUGCUCGCAGCGUCGCGAGCCAACAUCCUUUGUCGCAGCGAAGGUCCCACAUGAGCACUUCAUGUUCACGCUUCCCAAGCGCUCUUCGUUUCCCCCACAUGUUGGAACAAUUCUGCGACAAAAAGUAGUGCAACCGCCACAGCAUCAACAUACGCAGGUAGAGCAACAGCUGCAAUUGCAAGCACCUUCUGCUAAGCCUGUAGGGCGCCAAGAAGGGCAGCGGCCAUCACCUCAAUACGCCCCUAUCAGUAGCAGCUCGAAAGCAAGCUCGUAUGUGCAUCAAUAUGGAGGUGUGAACUCUAAGGGAACCUCUUACGUGAUGCUUGGAUCACCAGAUUGGAUGCAGAUGAUGAGCCAGCCGAGUCCAUGCUGGGGAACUAUGCCACCUACGCCAACGCCUGCUGCAACGAGAAAGGACGCUUCUCCAACGCGUGGGGAGCUGCGCUCGAUGUCACAACCUCCACGAGCACCUGCAGCAAUGGCGCAGCAUCAUCAAAAUAUAGCUGUAGUUGCCAACGCUAGUUCUGCUCCUGCAACUAUAGUACCAGACUCGGGUCGUUCUGGUCCAGGAACAGCGCCGGCAUAUGCAUUGCAGGGUCCUGCAGCUGCCGCAAGUCCGGUCAUGCCCGCAGUUGUAUGUGGGACGGUCGUUCAGGUACGGUCUCAGCAACUUCAGCCAAGGAGUGUGCCAAUACUAAGGAUGGCUCCCAGGAGUAGUCAAAAUAUGAACACGACAAAAAAGACCCUGUCUCCCACAUCCUCUGCGCGUACGAUGAUGAUUGUACCAGGUCCACCGCAGCCGUCAGCUAUUGACCCAAGAUCUUCUAGCACAAGAAAGCGAGGAGUUUGGCGGCAUCCGCAGCUCGUUAAUCCUUUUCUAGACGUGAUCGCAACGCCGCGUUUUUUCAGUUCAUCAAAUCACGUGAUGCCAUCUCGCGUCGGUGUCACCGCAGCUGCGCCUGUUCCUUCCUGGUCCUCAGGUGGAAGUGUUGUGAUGGCUGGAACUGUUGGGUCGGGAUUAGCUCUUUCAGGAGUAGCCCCUCCAGGAGAAGCGCACGCAGCAGGAGCUGCGUACAGUCCUAUAGCUGCGGACGCUACAUGCGUCGUGCAGGCACCGUCAACAACGAGGUCAAACCUGGAACACCGAGACGGCCACGACCAACUACACCCGCCUGACUUGGGAUCGCCCCGAAGCUCUCCAAAUAGUGCGCAUAUGGCGGAUGAUCCUGUUCGUGGCCCGAACAGCAGCACGACGUCGCUGAGCCCCCUCCAGGGGCAGCUGGCACCAGCAUGGACCACGCAUGGGACACGGGUUUUAUUAGGCCAGACUCCUGAGGACGAUCGGUCAUUUCAUGAAGACCCUGCUCAGCGACGGAACAAAAACAGAGGCGUCACAGGCACAACUACUGCGCCACAAAUUAAUAUGAUGCAUCGGAUUGAUGAGAUUGAGAACCGACCCGAAUUAGGAAAACAUCGACUAAAUAAAACCCCUCGAACAAUGAACAGCAUGGGCAUGCUGGCCACCAGUAGACGCGGCGGAAAAAUAGAGAGCUGUCGCGAAGAGUCGAGAAGUGUUUCCGAGUCCAUCGGAAGCCUCUCAUCUGCGCGACGCACUGCUCGCCUCGCCGCUGCUGCUGGUGCAAUCUCUCCUAGAGGAGGAAACUCUAUUAGUUUGAAGCAACACCAACACCAAGAUCUUCAUGCGCAGGCUGCGAGCAGAUCGUAUGGUUCGUCAGUGGCCACAUCGCGAGCAGGGAGUCAGAGUGCACGUGAGAGAAGGUCGCCUCGAGGAAUAGGACUAGCGGGUGUUGCGGCGAACAGUUCUGGAGCCGCGAACUUCUCAGCAGUGCCGAGACCUGCAACGGCACCGGCACUGCAGCCUCCACCAAAUAGUCGACGGGCAAGGCUAAUGCAAGAUAGAGAGAACUACAACAGUUUGAUGGAAGCUUCGAUACAGGAGCAGUCGAUACAGGAGCAGUCCUCCUGUAGUGACUCGUUAUCGACAACAUCAGCCGCUGCAGGUGCGCAUCAUCGUGGUUCAAAUCUCAGAAAACCCAAGUUUUCGAGCAAAAAUCAUUCUUCUUCUGUUCCAUCACCACUUACUUCCAUGGCAAAUAGUGCAGGCGUUGACCCAGCUGCGAGCAGCAGUCGCGUGAAGAUUGGUACUGCGAUAGCAGAUCCACAUCUUCAACAUGCCGUACAAGGAGCAAGCAGCAAGCCAAACUCCGCGGGCGCAAUUGGCGACGCGGCGACUGGCCGAACGGCACGAUCAGGUCGCAGGUUGCUUGCCGAGGGAGAAAACGCGCCGGGUCACGAUACUAACAGAAAUUCCGAGCAACGGGCGAAGGACGGCGACCGGGCGCGAGAAAUUGCCGCCAUUGAGAUAGAACUACAAAAGCUGCGCAAAAAGAAGGCGGAGCGAGAGAGUAAAAAAGCAGAGGGGCAGAAAAAGACGGGAAUUGCGUCCGCGACUACAUGUUCUGGAGGCGGUGAAGAUGCUACAAGCAGUGCCCUGAUAACCAGUUCGGAUGGCUGUAGGAAUGGCAAUGUAGCUCAAGCUCACCUUGCAACUCCGAAGAGAACGGGCAGGACUCAAGCGGAAAAAGCCUCCGGUAGUGGUCCAAGUAACUCUGCCAUGAAGCGACCACCCGGAGCGGCUGACGAUGAACUUUCCUGCACACCGCUGUAUGCUAGCCCACCAAAGGGGCGGGCCCCAGGAGCCGGCCCAACAAGUGGCACUCAGACGAGGGUGGCUCCUGGAUACGUAGGAUUGCCGGAUGAAGCACCUCCGCGUCCUCCAUCUGCAGGUGCCGCGACAGCUGCAAGGAAUUAUCAAGGUCUCCUUAAUGAUGAUCAUGCUGACGCUCGUGUUGACCAGAAUACGCUGCAACACGCGGAAGCCACAGAUCAACAGAGAACUGCACCAUCUUCCUCUUCUGCAACUUCAGGCUCAGGAACCAAGAUUUUGGAAAUCAAAAGAUGUAAAUGGAUUGGUAGUAAGACCAGAACUUCCGCGAGUCUUCACGGUAAUCUUCAGAGAAGAUCGUGUUCCCGAGGGUCGUCGAGCAGUGCGGUCAACACCGCUUCAGACAGUAAGGGGACCACGAUUUCGAGCAGGAGUGAAGCUACGGCUCUGUCUGCUUCCGUAGGCGAGCGUCCGGCUCUCACAUCGAAUGAGAUUUUUUCUGGCGACAUCGUUUCUCCGAUCGUGCCAAGACAAAAUGAAUUUCCUUGCGAGGCUUCAGCUGCUUCAUCAAGUACACAAGGACAAGGUGUUGCACUAGUGACGAGUGCAUUGCCACCCGCCUCUAGCGACGAACAGAACGACGAGGAGGCAGGAAAUGAGACACGGGACGGCACCGGAGACGAAAAACGACGUCGGAGUCAUAGUCCGCGAAAAUUGACAUCGCUUUACCCUGACGACGAUGUGACAGGAAAGGUGGGAGAGCAUAUGCCCUACGUGUCUGAUACGCGCGAGGCAGCUCGCAAGCACGUAUAUGUCGGGAGUCCACGUGUUAACCAUAAUCGCAAGAACCAGCUUUCUCCAGACAAUCCUUUUCAUUCUGGGGACAGGACAAAAAAUGUUCCACCUCAGAGUUCCACGUCGUCUUCUUCACCAGCAAGAGCGAGUUCCACGUCGCCUCGUAUGGCACCCCUGCGGCCAACAUUGCUCGAAGGCCAAGAGAACGCACAGCAAGCACAACAAAGGGCAAGCUCUCCCAAGGCGAUCGCUCGAAGAAGCGAGGCUGCUGCCGCACGAAAUCCGUUUCAAGGCAGCAGGAAAUCGUCACCGUCCGCGGCCUUUGCCUUGCCAAACUCAGCCGGUAAAGACACGGAAAGAGGAUCUGUGCCUACUUCACCAGCUUAUUAUUGUCCUCCGUCAAACUGGACAACUAACAGUGCUGCCAAGAACACCACAACAGGGGCCAGAAAUAGUGGGGGGCCAGUCCGCAUGCGAUUCGACGCGGCAGCAUUGCGCUCUCAAAGUCCAUCGCCGACACCUUGUGUUGUCGCCGAGGACGCCAAUGCGGAAGCAGGACACUCGAGAACAUUGGCGAGUACAAAUAUAAUCAACACGAGCAACAGCAAAGAAGUAGAAUGGGGAUCUUGCUCACCCGUCCGACCGUUCAGUUUUUCGGGUCAUGAUGCUAUUCAAGCCAUGGUGGCGGACCUGAUGGAUAGUGAAAGAGUCUUAGGUGAAGACGACGAAAUGGAUACCCAAAAACAAGCGCCAGUGGUCCUAUCAUUGUCAUUUUCUUCGGCGGAUCCUUGUAGUCUAUCCUCCUGUCGCGACAAAAAGGCUAGCCCGGGUGCCAGAUCAGUGGAAAGCUCUUCAGCACUUCGUGGAAGCAGUUCGCGCUGUAGGCUCGGGGGUGGACUACAGAAUAAAUGGUCUCCAGCUACUCCAGAAAAUUCGUCUUCGUCAAAAUAUCUUCUCGCCUCAUCUCACAAGAAAAACAAUAGCUGCCGGGCCUUACCAGAUGACGCCAGCGCUCGGCCUCCAGCGCCGCCGGGAGCGAAGAAAUACGUUACAUCGCCUGGGCGCGAUGGCACUAAAAAUAGAGGCAUAGCAAGUACUAGUACUUCGCCAGGAUCUCGGCAAGCGCAAGAGCUACUCCAUAAAUUGCUGUACGAGCCACCGUUUCCUGUCACAAAAUCGAUGGAAGACCAUUCGGCUGUGGCAGCAAAUAAUAGCGUAAGCAAUGCUGGCGUGCCUGCACGCAGGAGCGAUGGAAAUCAGAAAGUGCAGAUGCAGUCGUCCAACAAGGAGCAGCGUAGGAAGAAGAUGAACGCAGUGUCUCCUUCUCCGAGAGCCGUUACGUCAAUUUCGCAACCUCGUCAGUCGAAUCACGAGAGCUCGCCACGACGUCCAGCUGUUGACGAGAACUACAAUCGUGCCAUUCAAAUUGAGAACUACAGCCCAAGCUCUCGACAGCAAACCUGCGCUCAGCAAUCUCCUCAAGAGCGGUCUUCGCCUCGAUUCGAUAUAUCGACGCUGGACUCAGUGCUGAAGCAGUUACGGGAGAGGAACAGACUAGGAGACACGCCAGAUAAAGUACAGAAGAGAUUCGAGACCAUUGCUUCAUCUGGAUCAUGCCUUAGCAUGGGCGACGGUGCUGAGGUCAUAGAGGUGGGACGACGGCCAGGGGCAGGCUGCGGCACCUCGGGUAUAAACGUAUGUCUGCUUCAGACAGAUCGUUCUGUGUAAGUACUUAAGUAUAUAGUAAACAUGUUUGUACUAGUUAAUAUGGUUUAUUUUAUCUUCAAGAACAAAAAACUUUAACCUACCUAGCUUGUUCUUAAAACAUCUGGAUUUUUUCGAAAUUGGUUUGUUCUCGUUGUUAUUUUUCUGCGUCGUCUACGUCUACAACUGAAUACUAGAAUAACAAUAUUUUUUUUCAUUUUUGUGAUUCAUAACCGCAACUACAUUGCCAUCGAAAGUGACACUUCAGGUUCUGACGUAGUCCUGCCAAAAUCGCCCAGUAUUGCGGAGCUGCCUAAAGUCGUUAAAAAAGAAAUCCCGUCAUCACCACGAACUGGAGGAGCAGAGGGGUCUUCGCGUGCUGGUGAAUCCUCGUCUCCGGUAAACACUCGUUUAGCUCCGAAUGUUGUAAUGACCACACCCCAACAAGGUGCGAUUCCGUUACUCGCGAUGGCAGCUGAAAGCGUAGCAGCUGAGAGAACAGGCGUAGACCUGGAGGAUAAAGGCGACGAAGCGUCCUCCGAUGCCAGCUGCGAAGAUCUAGAUGCGGUCAUUCGAAAAAGCGAAAAAUUGUUACGAUCUCUUCAUGAUGUUUUUUGAGAAUAUCUUUAGCUGCAGCAGCUCCUAGUAGUCCUAGCAGCUCUUUGUAGUUGCAGUGCAGAAAAAAAUAGAGUAGAAGAGUAGUUCUGCUUUUAUGUACAGUAGUCUUGGUAUUAUCUUCAAGAAGUUGUGAAAAAAUCCAAAGCCUUUCACGCUAUGUAUCUAUAUAUUUCCGAUGUAAUUUCUCAUACUGCUGUAACAUUUUUCUUCAUCAUGUGAGUGCAUUCCGAGUUUCGACGUCAUCGAUAUUAGAGACUAAGUAUUAAAUGAAGAGUUUUAGUUACGGAUUAUCAAUAUGAAUUUGAAUAACCUGAAGUCUAGCAGGUAAUGUAUUUGCCUUUCCAUCACGUCUGUCAGGAGACUACAUAUUGAAAAUGUACCACCACCUGUUGUACUUCUACUUUUGCAAGAUUGAUCGACUUGUUUGCAGCUUUUCUUGUUGUGAAUGCACUCUGUAUAGCUCAAGUUCAAGAUCGAUGGAAAAUUGGAGGUCGUAAGUUUAUUUUCUUUGAGACUGAUUCUGAUACUCGUCUACUUGCAGCAAAUAAUGAACAUACUUACUUACAUACAUAGUAACAAUGCAGCACCAGCAUGCUCAUUGUAAAAGAAAGGAACAACAAGAAGCACGACGAGCAUGAAGAUGAACUUUGUUAGUGCAAACAAGUGUCUCAACAGAGGACAUCGUCGAAUACCAGUGCACUCGUCGAAGAAUUAUACUCCUGCAUCGUGCUGAUGAAACUCGCCUCGCUCCCACUGGCACUCCAUUGCAGGAGCGGAAAUUUCGAUCCAG
This is a messenger RNA of Amoebophrya sp. A25, 7016 nucleotides long. The record is from the annotation of a GenBank genome assembly. Lineage: Eukaryota; Dinophyceae; Syndiniales; Amoebophryaceae.